AUGGAUAACAGCUAUGUUUCUCCGGUGCUAAAUAUUCAACAGCUUAUUGAUGAUUGGAUGGAAAAUAACACCAAUAAUUCCUUUAUAAUGAAGAUGUGCAUUAUAUGGAAUUUAUGGAAGAUGAGAAACGAUAUGGUUUUUUCCCAGGAUACCCGAUCUCAUCAAUGGUCGCCUCCACAUAUCCCUUGUGUCAAGAUCAACGUUGAUGCUGCUUUCAUUCCUAACAAUGGAGCCGCGGGAGCUAUUGCAAGAGACCACAAUGGAGUGUUUCUAGGAUGUGGUACCUGUAAUUUUGACUCUACUUCAUCCUUAUUAGUAGAAUCCUUGGCUUGUAAAUUAGGAUUGGAGCUAGGGAAAAGAUUGGGUCUGGAAGAAUUUAUAAUAGAAGGGGAUGCCACAAAUGUUACUUCUGCUGUUCUUGGAGAAGUUUCGCAAAUUCCUUGGAGUAUCAGAUCUACAAUUUUAGAAGUUAGGAAUAUGGCAUCAUCUUUUAUCAAUGUUUCUUUUGUUUCUUUUCCUAAAAAUGCUAACAAUGUGGCACAUGUUUUAUGCCAGCAUGCUAUGCAUGAGAAUGUAAAUAUGUGGUGGAAUGCAGAUUCUCCACCUCUAUGUAUCCUUUCAAACCUCUAUUCUUGA
Molecule: messenger RNA, 636 nt
Organism: Papaver somniferum (opium poppy)
Lineage: Eukaryota; Viridiplantae; Streptophyta; Magnoliopsida; Ranunculales; Papaveraceae
Exons: 2
Coding region: 1-636 (211 amino acids)
Molecular function (GO): RNA-DNA hybrid ribonuclease activity; nucleic acid binding
Source: RefSeq, a predicted model, not a curated record